This is a messenger RNA of Gadus chalcogrammus (walleye pollock), 2440 nucleotides long. RefSeq names its product family with sequence similarity 8 member A1a (gene fam8a1a). NCBI's taxonomy places the organism in Eukaryota, Metazoa, Chordata, Actinopteri, Gadiformes, Gadidae. Bases 1098 to 2033 code for a protein of 311 amino acids. The transcript has 5 exons. The record is from RefSeq and is a predicted model, not a curated record.
UGGAAAGGGGAGGUAUAGAAUAAUGGAGAAAAUAAAAAACCUGGAAUAAGGAGGCAUCUGAAGAUUAUGGAGAAUAUUAACUUUAGAAAAAAGAGGCAUGGAAUAACGGAGAAUAAAAAACCUGGUGGGUUGGAGUCACUACACAGUCACUACUUUUUUUACAGGAGGAAUAGAAAUCUAGGUAGAAAAAUGGUGGCGAUAAUGCAAAAUCGAGAAGAAAUGAGGUACAAAACAUUAUGAAUAGAAUUUCUUUUGGGGAAAGGAGGUCUAGAAAAAUUAUUGAGAGAAUAUUUUUUGAAUUGCUAAAAAAACGUAUAAGAUAAGAUAAGAUAGACACUUUAUUGAGUAUAUAACUACAGCUUUCACUACUGUUUACGUGCGGAGCUACCAUCUUGGAUGCUGCGGUAACGUUUUUGACCUCUCAAUCAGCAGCACCAUAUGAAAGCUAUAUCUCAUGAUAGCAGGUCAUGGCAUGGUCAGCCCACAGUUCUUGCACAAAACUCCCACUUCACUACAGGCUACUCAUCUCGCAUUGGAUUGUAACAGUGAGUUGUACAAAGCUAACUGACAAAUGUAGACCCACUUAUCGUCAGGCGCUUUUGAAAAAAGCGUCUGCUAAAUGCCCUAAAUUUAAAUAUAAAUGUAAACUCAAUUUGUCUUAAAUUAAAUUAUAAUGAAAUAGAUGUCACAAUUCUGGUGCAAUAAAUGACUGAAGCGCUUAGGUGCGGAUAUAAGACGGGGUUUAGGCGGCCCAUACCAUUAGUUGUAAAGGGUGAGUCGCAUUGUAUAGUUUGAAUAAAAGAGGUUAAUUACACAUAAUCUUGCAAAAUAUAUGUUUUCAGAAUCAUGUAGUAGUUAAGUUAUAGCGUUCAGAUAACGUCAAGAUCCAAAACGAAAACAAUCGAACCCUGAUAACGUGUACUUUCCAUUUCCGGUUUCACCUGAGUUCUAGGGACUACUUAGCGCCGCCCUUGGAUCGACCACAGCAUUCUGCUCUUACAGCUAAUAUGAAACAACAAUCAGAUUGCCAAGUGUAGUAAAUACGUUUACACAGGUUUAACUCGUCCAUUAAACACACAUCGUGAGGUGGCUCAACCAUGGCUGCGAUUGCAACGAGUGAUAGUCAGCCAGAUACCUCGGAAACUGAAGAAAAGACACCAAAAGCCACCAUCAACGCUACAACCGAAUACUGCGCAAAGUUGCAGCAAUGGAUGUGGCAGUACUACUGGGGGCAUGCGAACUGGCAGAGUUGGAUGGCAAUGUCCGCCUUUCCCUUUCUUCCACCCACCACUUUCCAUCACCCGGGUCUCCUUCCCCAUCCUUCCGGUGCUUCUGCCUCGCCACCCGGCGUUGGGCACCUCACUUUCGACGCCCAGAACUGGUACAAUUACCCUUAUCCCUUCAGUUAUCCCGUUCCCCCGUAUCUGUCCGCUGCCAACAACGAGCAUCCCGCAGAAAACACACCUGGACGGCCAGUCCAGCAGCAGAACCCGCCUCAAGCAGGACGGGAGUACACUAUCCCCACGCCCUUCCAGAGAUUCCUGGCUGAGACGGUGGACUUCUUCAUCCUGUUCUGUGUGAAGGCCACGAUAGUGCUGUGGAUCAUGCACCUAAGUGGGAUGAAGGACAUUGCCAAGUUCAUCACCCAGUUCGUCGUGGAGGAGAUAGACGAGAACACGUCGCUGGAGGACCUGCAGAAGAUGAUGGCGGUGGCGCUGGUCUACCGCGUUCUGGUCUGCAUCUACGAGAUCAUAUGUAUCUGGGGUGUGGGCGGGGCCACGCCGGGGAAGUUCCUGAUGGGUCUGCGGGUCGUGACCUGCGACACGUCCACCCUGAUCCGGCCCAACCGCGUCCUGGUCGUCCCCUCCACCAACGUCUCUCUCUCGGCGUCCACGGUGCGGGCCCUGAACAAGAACUUCUCCAUCGCCUUCCUCUUCCCCAUCUUCAUCACGCUCUUCUUCUUCCAACACAACAGAACUGUGUACGACAUUGUGGCGGGAACCAUCGUAGUGCAGCGGAGAGGGGCCAGAUAGCCCCCCCCCCCUACCCCGGUGCCACCCUCUCCACCACCACCACCACCCAAACACCACCACCACCACCCAAACAUUAAGGCCAGAUAGCCCCCCAACCCUGGUCCCACCACCACCCCCACCCAAACAUCAACACCACCCCCACCCUAACCACUAGCACCACCCCCAACAUCAGCACCACCACCCCCACCCUAACAUCAACACCGCCACCCCUACCCUAACCAACACUACCACCGCCCUAAUCACUACCAACCCCCACCCUAACCCCCACCUUCACCCUAACCACCACUACCUGGCUUGGAUGGAUGGAUGGAUGGAUGGAUGGAUGGAUGGAUGGAUGGGUGGAUGGAUGGGUGGAUGGAUGGAUGGAUGGAUGGAUGGAUGGAUGGAUGGAUGGAUGGGUGGAUGGA